This is a messenger RNA of Lodderomyces pseudojiufengensis, 3204 nucleotides long. RefSeq lists its product as uncharacterized. The transcript has a single exon. The record is from RefSeq and is a predicted model, not a curated record. Gene Ontology annotation, biological process: regulation of mitotic cell cycle; regulation of DNA-templated transcription; mitotic spindle organization. Gene Ontology annotation, cellular component: mitotic spindle. Bases 1 to 3204 code for a protein of 1067 amino acids. NCBI's taxonomy places the organism in Eukaryota, Fungi, Ascomycota, Pichiomycetes, Serinales, Debaryomycetaceae. Gene Ontology annotation, molecular function: DNA-binding transcription factor activity.
AUGUCAGAGAAUUUACCAUCAAUCUCAGUACAACCACCAGAAACUCCACGAUGUAAAAAUAAUUCAAAUAAUUCAAAUUUAAACACUCACAAUCAUUAUUUACAACAAAGUAUAAAUAGAAAUAUAACAACUCCAUCAUCUUUUCCAUUUGGUUUAAAUUUUUCACCAUCAUUAAUCAACUUUAAUAAUUCUCCAUCAUCAUCAACAAAUUAUUCACCAAGAAAAUUUUUAAAUUCUUCAACAUCAAAUAAUUUAAAUAAAGUUAUAAAUCAUAAAAGAACAUCAAGUAAAGAAUAUAAUAAAUUUAUUGAAUCUUUGAAUAAAUCUUUAGAUAAAGAGAAGACACAAUCACCUAUAAAGAAUGGAAUAGAGAGGAAUUUAAAAGACAAAGAGGAGGAAGAAGAAGAAGAAGAAGGGAAUCAAGAUAUAGAUCAUGAUAUUUGGUCUUCUUUAAAUAAUUCUACUCAACAUCAUUCAAAUUUAACAUCAAUUUAUGAAGAUGAUAUUAAUAAGGAGAAUAUUCCAUUUAUUGAAUCUCAAAAAUCGCAACCAGUCACACAAAAAUUUGAUGAAUUUUUAACUCCAAAUAAAUUAUUAUACCUGAAUAACAAAGUAAAUUCAACAGUUACAACAACUCAAACAACUCCUUCAUUAGAAAUUGCACCUAACAUUCCAUCAAAAAAUACAAUUAAAGUAGAAAAACAAGAGGAAGAAGAAGAACAUGAAGAUAAAUUAACAUCAGUAAUUAAAAAGAGAAAAAUCAAUCCUUCUAUUACAGAUACCCCCAAUAAUGCAAUAGCUUCAAAAAUUGAUAGAUCAAUGGUAUCACCAUUUACAUUCAGAAAACCAAGUGUUACAAACUCUGUUACAUCAAAUUCUAACUCAAAUUCAAAUUCAAAUUCAAAUAUAAAUGAUGAUAAAGUUUGGAAUCUUUAUUUAGAUGAUAUAUUAGUAAAAUCAUUAUAUAAAUACAAGAAAUUUAAAGAAAAUCCAAAUCUUAAUAAUAAUUCUGUUUUAAAACAUACUUCACAAAAUAAAAUUAUAUCAAGAAUGUUAUUUAAUAGAACUGGUAUAUUAAGAUCUUCAAAACAAAUUUCUUCCAGAAUUUUUAGAUUAAGUAAAAGUGGUAAAUUAAUAAAAGAUAAAGAUAUAAAAACUCCAUUAACUAAUGGUUCAACAAGUGAUAUUGAUGAUAUCUUUAAUAACAACCUGGUUGCAAGAGGAAGUAAUUAUUCAAUUGUUGAUUCUGCAAAAAAUAAUGCAAUGAUUGAUAAAGAAUUAGAUAUUUUAUUAUCUUCUUCACCAUUAGAUGAUAUAUUUGAUGAACAAAUAAAUUCAAAUUAUUAUUUAAAUUUAACUGAUUUUAAUAUAAAUUUUAAAAAUAAAGAUCAAUCGAUAAUUUUUACACAAAUGAAAUCUUGGAAUACAUGUCAUGAUAAUAAUAUUUUAAAUAAAAUUAAUGAUGAAUAUAUUAUUGAAAUAUUAAAAGAGAAUGAUAUUCCAAUCUGGUUCAUAAAUCAUGAUAUUAAUUUAAAUAUUAAUCAUAUUGAAUCAUCAACUCCAAUGUCUUCUGCUAUAUCACCAACAUUUACAAAUCAAGCAUUAACUUUAAAUCAUUUAAAUUUUCAAUCAAUGAUGUCUAUAAAUGUAUAUUGUAAAGAUUCAUCUAAUCAAUCUAUGCUUAAUUGGUAUAGUUUAAUUGAAGUUUAUAAAAAUGGUAUAAAAAUUUUAAAUGUUACAGAUAUAAUAAAUGGUUAUUAUAAUCCACAAUUAAAAUGUUAUAUUUUACAAGUUCCAUUUAUAAAGACAUUUUUUGCUGGUUUUUUCAAUUAUUUAAUAAAUGGAUCGUCAACAACAAAUGAAAAUUUAAAAAUUCAUCAAUAUAUUUAUAAUAAUGAAAAUUCCGAAAAUGAUUCAAAUUUUAAUUUGAAAAAUUCACAAAUUUAUGCAUAUUUAAUUCAUGAUUUUAAUAUGAUGGGUACAAAAGGUCAAACAGAUGUAAUUGUUGUAAAUUCAUUAAAAGACUAUAUGAAUAAAUUUGAAUUAACAACAAUUACUACAUCUAAUUCAAUUACUGAUGAUAAUGAAACAGUAAUUGCUGAUUCAUCACCUUGUAAAUCAUCAAAUUCUCCAAUUCAUUCAUUAAAAAGUUUAGAUACUCCAACUAAGAAGCUUAAUAAUAAUAAUAACAAUAAGUUAAAAAUUGAUUUGAGUAAAGCUAAUAAUAUGAAUAUGAAAAUUGGUUCUGGUCCAAUGACAGCUCCAGUUUUUAAUUCAAAUGUUGUAAAUCAUGAUCAAAUUAUGAAUUUUCAAAAAUAUUCAAUAAAUGAUAUAAGACAAUAUCAAAAUCAUCAUCCCCAAUCAUUUCAAUUUCAAAAUAAUAAUAAUCAACCUUUUAAUUCUUUUCAACAUCCAGGUUUAAAUAUACAUUCUCAAUCAACAACAAACAUUCCUCAAUCAUUCUCAUUUAAUCAAACUACUAUGCUUCCAUCACAACAGCAUUCAUCUAUGGGUCAAUCUCCUAAUUUUGCUGGUCAAUCUUCAUUGACUCAACCAACUAAUCAAAUACAGCAACAAAAAGCUCAAUUACAAAUGGAUAUGCAAUUACAAAUGCAACUUCAGAUGCAACUACAGAUGCAACAACAACAACAACAACAACAACAACAGCAACAACAACAACAACAACAACAGCAACAGCAACAACAACAAUUGCAAAAUCAAACCCAAUCACAAGUUCAAACGAAUUCAAAUAAUCAAGUGAUGUAUAAUGCUAAUGUAUUAAACGAACAAUUUAUGAAACAUCAACAGCACAUGGCGUUUCAUCAAAUUACAUCUAAUCCACAAAGAUUACCUUUAAAAUCUAAUUCUCCAAUUUUACCAAUACAACAACAACAACAACAACAAUCAAAAUCAACAAAAUCUUCUUCAAGAAAAAAUUCAAAUACUUCCUCAUCAUCAACAACAAAACAUUCACAAUCUCAAUCAAAUCAAAAAGAAGUUCCAAAACCAAUAGAAUUUAAAUUUGGUCCAAUAAUAGGAUAUGAUCCAUCAAAAGAUUUAAAACAAAUUCAAUUACAACAACAAGAAAGUUCAACUACUACUUUAGCAUCAUCAUCUUCAAGAUUUAAUAGUCAUAAUAAUAUUAGUAUGAAUAUUCAUCGAUUUCCUUCAAAUACUCCUGUUAUGUAUAAACCAAAAACUUGA